Molecule: messenger RNA, 549 nt
Organism: Talaromyces stipitatus ATCC 10500
Lineage: Eukaryota; Fungi; Ascomycota; Eurotiomycetes; Eurotiales; Trichocomaceae
Exons: 3
Coding region: 1-549 (182 amino acids)
Source: RefSeq, a predicted model, not a curated record
AUGGCUCCUCUCUCUGACGAAGACCAUAUUGUGUUCCUGCUCUCCUGUCUCCGCAACUCUGCAGGGCCGGUCGAUUUCAACAAGGUUGCUCAGGAAUGCAGUAUUGUGAGUGUUGGAGCUGCUUCCAAGCGUUUGUCUCGUCUUUCUCAGAAGUAUCAGAAUGGUGUUGUUGGUGGAGGAGAUACUGGUUCCAAUGAGGAAGGAGGAGUGAAACUGAAGGAUUUCGGCGAUAACGAAGUUUCACCAUCCAAGAAAACUCCCAAGAAAGAGAAUCGCAGUGGCAAGGGCGCUGUGAAGAUUGAGAAAUCUUCUUCCAAGGAUGUUACUGCUCCGCGUGCUGUUGGUGUUGGCAAGAAACGGUCUCCUGUCAAGAGCAAGGCCAACGCUACUGCAGCUUUCACCCCUGCUGUUGAAGGGACCGACCUGAAGACAGACGACGGGGAUCAUGGUUACGGUGAUGAUGAUGCGGACGCAGAAUUCGUGCCGGGUUUCUUCAAUGAGGAGAUCUUUCGUGGUAUGGUGGGCGGAGAGCAUGAUGACACUGACUAG